AUGCUGGCGGUGUUAUUUCUGCUCACCUUCGCGGUCGCGAAUUGUUUCAGUCCUAGAAUCGUGGGAGGAUCGAAUACGACGAUCGACAAGUAUCCGUACCAGGUGUCUAUCCACGUUAGGGACAAGCUCGUAUGCGGGGGUUCCUUAAUCAGCCCGGACUGGGUGCUAACGGCGGCGCAUUGUAUCUACCGGGAAACGGCCUCGUCUUUGCAAAUUCGUGUCAAGAGCACUUUCAAUAGCCAGGGCGGUACGGUGAUCAACGGAAUACGAAAUGCCAUUGCUCAUCCGAUGUACAACACCGGUACAUUGGAAUACGAUGUUGCUUUGAUAAAGCUUCCAACCUCAAUAAAAUUCGACGUGAACGCGAAACCGAUCGCCUUGGCGUCCCGUGGGAUGGUCGUGCAGACUUCGCAUCCGGAAAUAGAACUCCGCGUCGGAAGUGACGCGGUGGUGACAGGAUGGGGCAAGACAUCUGUCGGCGGCUCGAUGUCGAACACGCUGCAAGUACUGCCAGCACCCGUCGUUGAUCAAGACAGUUGCAAGAAGAUCUACGCCGCCAAGUACCAACCGAUCACGAAGAUGAUGCUGUGCGCUGGGAAUAUGGCUGGCGGCAAAGACGUUUGCCAGGGAGACUCGGGUGGCCCGCUGGUGCUGAACGGCGUUCAAAUCGGUAUCGUGUCCUUUGGCUUCAAAUGCGCGGAACCCGGAUUUCCUGGAGUGUACACGCGAGUGUCCGAGAUGCGAGACUGGAUAGACAAGAUGCAGCGAACUGUAAAAUAA
Molecule: messenger RNA, 780 nt
Organism: Dufourea novaeangliae
Lineage: Eukaryota; Metazoa; Arthropoda; Insecta; Hymenoptera; Halictidae
Product: trypsin-1-like
Exons: 6
Coding region: 1-780 (259 amino acids)
Biological process (GO): proteolysis
Molecular function (GO): serine-type endopeptidase activity
Source: RefSeq, a predicted model, not a curated record